GCAUUGGAGCAAGAGAGCGAGAGAGAGGAAGGGAAAGAGAGGGAGUGGUUAAGAGAGGGGGAGGGAGGGAGAAAGAGGGGCCUCCUCCUAGUUGCUAGGGCAACUUGACAUCACAGUGACGAUUUCCUCCAUUUAAAAGCUUUUAACCGGAUCCCUCUCCUGCCCUAGGCCUCAUUUUGAGUCCUCUUUCAGCUAAGCUCGGGGGAAGGGCACAGCACAGGCAGAGCGGUGUGUGACUGUUUGCAACCACAUUCCACUGACAGCAUAAGAAAUAAUGCUAGACAGCAGAGAAGGGCUUUCAAACUAAACCGUUUUUGGGGCCUAUUUUUGUUUACAAAACCAAAACAGGAAGAGAGUGCUUUUGAGAGGGCUUUCAAAAUGGCUGCCGAGGAGAGUUUUAGUUACCUCAUUCCGGGCCACAGCGAGAAGCACAGAAGGGCCCGAAACUGGACCGAUGCAGAGAUGAAGGGGCUUCUGUAUGUAUGGGAACAGAACGUCGCCGAGCUGAAGAAAUGUAAGAGGAACGCCAAGAUCUACGAGAAGAUGGCCCAGAGGUUCUUCGAGCUCACUGGAGAACAACGCCAUCGGGAGGAGAUAAAGAUGAAAAUCACCAACAUGUCUUUCCAGUACAGGCAAGUGAAAAUGAAGUGCACAACCAAUGGGAGCGGUGGGACACCCGACUGGCCGUACUACAAAGCAAUAGAGAAGCUCCUCACCAAGACUGAUGAUAAUGGGAGUAUGAACCCGUUUGAGCUCCAGUCUCCUGGCCCCUCCACCUCCACAGAGGCCUCGAUGUCCCAUGCGGAGGGCCUCCCCAUGGGCUUCCUUCCGGAGUACACAGGCUCCUCGGACGAGAUGGAGAUGAGGGAGGACCUGGAUGGAUGGGAGAGCUCUGGCAGCCUGCACUCUGGGCUUCCCUGUCCUGAUUCCCACCCGGCGCCGGCCAAGAGAAAGAAGGUGCACCAGCACCUGUCUCUGAAGCGGCGGAAGCUGAAGGUGAUGGAGGCCAUGCUGCAGGAGCAGCGAAAGGUGAGCCGGGCAGUGGAGGAGACGUGCCGCGAGGUGCGCCGCGUCAUGCACCAGCAGAACUUCCUCCAGGUGCAGAGCCUGCAGCUCCAGGAACGCAUGAUGAACCUGCUGGAGAAGAUGAUCCAGCCACUGACUGCCCCCACGCCAGCCUGGGGCGCUGCUGCCCAGCCUGGGGUCAAAGAGCCAGGCCAGGGAUGAAGGGUCCAGAGUGAGGGGUCCAAGGAGGGUGGUGAUGGUGGUCAGGACUCCCUAAAAACAUGCCACUUCGAUACAAGGGACUUUUCGUAGCAGGUUAGGUGAGCAUUUUUGCUAACCCUAAACCUAAACCUAACCCUUUCCCUAACCUUAACCUAAUUCUCCUAACCUGCUACAUUAAUUCUCCUAACCUGCUGCGUAAGUUCUCCUAAGCUGCUACGAGAAGUCGUAGCUGUAUCGAAAUUGCGUCCCGGUGGUGCUCACUAUAUGGCUAUGCUAGAAAAUAAAUGCCAUAUGCUACAUGGCUAUGUGUUAAAUACUACAUGGCUAUGUGUUAUAUGCUACAUGGCUAUGUGUUAUAUGCUAUAAUAUGGCUAUGUGUUAUAUGCUAUAAUAUGGCUAUGUGUUUUAUGCUAUAAUAUGGCUAUGCUUCACCUGGUGUAUGACACUUUUUAACAACUGAUUGAGAGUAAAUAAUGUCAAUCUCACCCUAACCUUACCCCUGACCUGAAUGCUCACUCGCAGAGAGAGGAAAAAAGCAACUUGCUCAUCAGUGCUGAGAGGCCUGUUUCAUCCUUUCUAGCAUGGCCAUCUAGUGGUUGCUGCGAGAGAGUGAGAGGUCAGGGGUGAGGGUUCAGAGGUGUAUGGCUGAGGCUGCUUUAAGACAAGUUCCACCAUUCAUUGACCGAUUUGAGAGAUAUCUACAAGCUAGGAAAAUACUGUGCUUAUUCACAUUGACAAAAGACAACAUUUGUCCACAAAUUCUAUAUCUUAAUGACAAAAGGCAUGGGCAUUUGGUGUUGUAUCACUUAUUUUCUAAUGUGUGUCCUGCUAUGGUGUAUGCAUCUUCCAACUAGCAUAGCCUACUUGUUUGAAAUGUAUGACUGAAAUAAAAACGUAUGUUCUGUUGUCA
Messenger RNA from Salmo salar (Atlantic salmon), 2137 nucleotides. Its product is annotated as myb/SANT-like DNA-binding domain-containing protein 1. Gene Ontology annotation, cellular component: nuclear body. NCBI's taxonomy places the organism in Eukaryota, Metazoa, Chordata, Actinopteri, Salmoniformes, Salmonidae. Gene Ontology annotation, biological process: positive regulation of DNA-templated transcription. The record is from RefSeq and is a predicted model, not a curated record.